AACCCUUAAGAGUACACAGAGGCCGUCGAAAACCCUAGAGACAACGAGAAGUUUAGAUCAAAGAAGAAGAUGACGCAAAAGAGCAAUCAGUUCAAGGGCCAACAGAAGAAGAAGACAGUUGCCCCAAAUCGCCAUGGAAAAGCCAUUCAAACUCGCAAAGGAAGGAGAUAUAUGAAACCAUCAAAGACAACGAAAGAGUCAGACACCGACCGGGAGCUUACGAAAUUCAUAAACCAUUGCAAUGAAGUGAAAGCUGCCAAUGCUGCUUGCAAAGAAGGUGGUCAACUCAAUAUCCUCAAAGCUGAAUCCCAAGCUGAUCCUUCCAAGAAGAAAUCCGCCAAGUAGACAAAUCCUCUUCUUUUUUUCUUUUCAGAGUGUUCCAACUUUUGUGUUUUUUUACAACAGUUUUGUCACAAAACAAGAGUAACAAAGGUUUAUGUUAAAGCAAAACUUUCUACGAGUGUUUGAAUUCCCAUACGCUUUAUGAAUUUACUACCACUGUGAGCUGUUAUGUUA
Raphanus sativus (radish) is the source of this 516-nucleotide messenger RNA. RefSeq lists its product as uncharacterized. The transcript has 3 exons. The record is from RefSeq and is a predicted model, not a curated record. NCBI's taxonomy places the organism in Eukaryota, Viridiplantae, Streptophyta, Magnoliopsida, Brassicales, Brassicaceae. The coding region runs from base 70 to 345 and encodes 91 amino acids.